This is a messenger RNA of Eutrema salsugineum, 1211 nucleotides long. RefSeq lists its product as uncharacterized. Gene Ontology annotation, molecular function: isomerase activity. Gene Ontology annotation, biological process: biosynthetic process. The record is from RefSeq and is a predicted model, not a curated record. Gene Ontology annotation, cellular component: cytoplasm. The coding region runs from base 63 to 950 and encodes 295 amino acids. Lineage: Eukaryota; Viridiplantae; Streptophyta; Magnoliopsida; Brassicales; Brassicaceae. The transcript is spliced from 6 exons.
UUAUAAACCAAUUAUGACCAAAUAAAAAUUUAUCAGUUUUGCUCAAAAGAUCACCAUCAAUCAUGGGGAAGAAGAAAGCUGUGAAGUACUUCGUGGUGGAUGCUUUCACUGAUUCGGCUUUCAAAGGGAAUCCAGCGGCGGUUUGUUUUCUCGACGACGACGACAACGAGAGAGACGACGCGUGGCUUCAGUCUCUUGCCGCCGAAUUCAACAUCUCCGAAACUUGUUUCCUUACUCCGAUCACUGGUUUCGAAGCUCGCUUCCGUCUCCGGUGGUUUACCCCUGUAACCGAGGUGGAUCUCUGUGGUCAUGCAACUUUAGCAUCUGCUCAUUGUCUCUUCUCAUAUAAUUUGGUUGAUUCAGACGAUGUCGAAUUUGUCACAAGGUCGGGGAUUCUUACAGCCAAGCGAGUCACAGAUACUUCAGAGCUCAAUGAUGGUGAAGUGAAAGGUGGAACCUUCUUGAUCGAGUUGAAUUUUCCUGUGAUUACAACUUGUGAUAUCAAUCUCAAUGAUGUCUCCUCCUCCAUGAUCACCAAGGCCUUGAACGGAGCUACCAUUGUUGAUAUAAAAGCUACUACGACAAACAUCAUCGUCGUCGUGCUUCCUUCUUUGGAGUCUGUCACUGAACUGCAACCAAGAAUGGAUGAUAUGUUGAAAUGUCCCUGCCGUGGCAUAAUUGUUACAGCGGCUGGUUCUGCAGGAUCGGCCUAUGAUUUCUACAGUCGGUUCUUCGCUCCUAAAUUAGGAGUUGACGAGGACCCUGUUUGUGGAAGUGCACAUUGUGCAUUAGCACAUUACUGGAGCCUCAAGAUGAACAAGUGUGAUUUCCUAGCCUACCAAGCUUCGCGUAGGGGUGGAACAAUUAGAAUUCAUCUAGACAAGGAGAAUCAGAGGGUUCUCCUGAGAGGCAAAGCCGUGACUGUGAUUGAAGGCCAUGUCCUGGUCUGAUCUGAGAUGAUACAUUGUUGGUUUCUGCUCCUAUAACCAUUGAAUAAAGACGAAUUUUCACUAUCUUCCACAUUGUUUUUAGUGUUAGCUGAUUGACCCACCUCACAUAAGGUGGGUAACCACUGAUAGGAUAUGUCUAUAAUUUCUGACCAUAUGUGGUCAUUUGCAUGAAUUUUUUAUUUGUAUGUGUGUGUGUGUGGCUAUUGUAGUUAUUACAAUAACGUAUAUUGGGUAUUUCCUCUCUUUUUUGGGUGACCAAAA